AUGAAAAUCAAAAACCCGACUCUGAUCAGUCUUGGCAACGGGUUAGCUAAUUAUUUUGUUUUUUUUUUUCUUCAAAAUUUGUUAUGAUAAGGAAUGAAAGUUUUAUGAGAAAAUAAAUAGAAGAAGUUUAAAAUUUCCAUUCACAAUCCAUCUUUUUUCGAGCCUCACAAAGCUCUUAAUUUUGUCAACAUGUGGCUCUCGACCAUGUGUGCGCACUGUACGAUGCGGUAAACACGUGCCUUUCAUCAUAGUCUCUGUACCUUGGAAGCUCAAAUAGUCUCAGAGUUUCCUUGAUUUACCUCUAACAAAGACUUCCAAGUCUUUCUUUUUUAGUUUUCAUUUACCUUUCAACCUCCUGCUGAUUUUUCCAACAAAUUCCCAAGAUUUGACUUAGUUUUAAAAAUGAAAAAGCGAUGUCAACGGAAAUUUAAAAGCUAGUGACAAAGCAAAAGAAAACUUAUUUAAAGGUUACGUUAAAAAUGUUUUGCCUACUACAUUGGAACUUUUUUUUUAAAAAUGUUUUACAGAAAGUUCUACCAACGGACGGACGGUCCUUGCCUGGACGUCGGCGCCUUCGCUCAAGGGCUCAUUUUUGCCAGCGGCUGCAAACAAAUCAUCUUAGGAAAACCCAACGCCAACUAUUUUAAUAUUGCACUUGAAAUGAUGGGCCUCUCAGCUGAAGAGGUAAAUCAGAAAAAUCAGAAAAAGGCAAAAAAAAACUUUUGAGGUGGUCAUGAUUGGCGACGACAUCGUUUCGGAUGUCGGCGGCGCUCAACUUUGCGGGAUUCGCGGCAUUCAGGUCCGCACGGGAAAAUUCCGGUGAGCACUUCUGCGUUUUUUUUAAAUGUUCUCAGAGCUUUCGAAGUGGUUAGGACUAAAUUUAAAACUGCAGUAGAGAUCUUUAUCGGAAUGAGUUUUCAAAUCCAUCUUCCCUUAUCUCGACCUUGCGAACAAAAUUUUCUUCUUGUGGCAGCAUCUUCUUGCGCAAGUUGUGAAACAUUGUUGCGCAUAUGGUUCCGACCAUGGGAUUCGUGUGAAUCUUCGAAGCGGCAUUUUCUUUGAGUUUAGACAUUGUCCAAACAAUCGCGCACUGAGCUCAGCUGGCCAUCUUCCAAUUUAUUUUUGUAGUUCAAAAUAUCAAUGAAAGCUGGAAAAACUGAAUCAUACUCAGAAAAAAAUAUAAUAAAGAAGAAAAAAAUUGUCAUUUUUUUAAAAUAUAAACCUUUUUGGAGCGAUAUAAUUUUUUUGAACAAUAUUGUUUUUCAUUCAUCUCAAAUUGCCAAAUAGUCUACUUUGGAAAAGAUAUUUGAAAUAGUGAAAUACUUUUUCGGUUUGGAUGUCUCUAAUUCAAAAAAAAACUCUUUUUCGAAGAAAAUUACCAUUUUUUACAUUAAAACAAAAGUAAAAUACUUUUGAUUUGAUAGUUUCAUUAUUAGGAACUUCAUUGAUGUUUCAAAAAACUCAACGAAACAAUUAAUAAAAGUUUGUUUUCCACUUUUGAAUUUCUAUCCUUUUUUCCUGCUCAAAAGUCUAUUUCUACUCAGAAUGUCACUCCAGAAAAGAUUUGAAUCUCAAACCGUACACAAAUGUAAACAGAAAGCUACACACAAAGAGCACUGCGUAACUCUCCACUUGUUGUCCAGAUGUGUUUAGCUGAGGAAGGCAGGCAAAUCCCAAAACAUCUUUGCAACCUUUUGUUGAACUUUUUCUCACAAAAAGUCAAAACUUUCUUACGGUUCUGUAUUUUUUUGAGCCUAACCAAAUAAUUAGAUUUUUUUCAAAUUUUUUUGAUCAAAAAAACAGACUCUUUCAAGAACAAAAUUGAACGACUGUCAAACGUUUAUUUUUUUAAAAUGAAUUAAAUGGGAUCAUAAUUUAAGGAGGAAGAGGGGUUUGUUGUCUGCGAUUCACCAAAAUGGGUUGAAAAAAAUCUUUAAAAUAUCAAAAAAAUAUAAUUUCUAAAAAAAUUGCUAGUUAUUGAAAAAAAGAUAAGUGAUUAUCUGAGAAAGAAGAAACAGCCUUCCAAGAAGAUAGAUUUUUUUACAGUUUUUCACGUUUUUUUAUCAACUUCUAUUGAUUUCUUUGCAGUCCGGAAUGGGAGAACCACGCAGCUGUGAAGCCGGACUUGAUUGCCGACACCCUCUACCACGCCGUCAAGACCAUUGCCGACAACGGAUUCAAUCUCUGA
Messenger RNA from Caenorhabditis auriculariae, 2188 nucleotides. The record is from the annotation of a GenBank genome assembly. NCBI's taxonomy places the organism in Eukaryota, Metazoa, Nematoda, Chromadorea, Rhabditida, Rhabditidae.